Messenger RNA from Chironomus riparius, 3319 nucleotides. The record is from the annotation of a GenBank genome assembly. Lineage: Eukaryota; Metazoa; Arthropoda; Insecta; Diptera; Chironomidae.
UGUUAUUCCAGCAGUGAAAGUUGAAUAAUAUGAAGCUUUUUGUCAUUAUUUUAAGUGCAUAUCUAGCAAUAAGUAGUGUAUGUAGCAAUCCAGUUGAUAAAAGAUUAAGAAACAAAGGAACAAUUGAGGGAAAAUUCAGGUUUAACGAGUAUGACGCAAUAUACUUGAAAUUGGAAGAACCAACUACAUACAGACUUCCAAAUGACUCAAUCCCUAUAAAUUAUGAAAUAAAUUUGACUACAAAUGUCCAUAAAAAGGACUUCAAUUUCACAGGAAAAGUCAAAAUAAGAAUAAAAAUCGUGGAACCGACCGAUAAAAUCACACUUCAUUACAAGAGCAUUACAAUUAACAAGAUUGAUAUCUGGAAUGGAUUACAACCAGCUCCAAUUCUACUCAAUGCUUCAUUCAACUACAUCGAGUCGCAUGACUUUCUUAUCAUAAACCUUCCGAACAUUUUCAAUAAAGACACUGAACUUCUCAUCAAUAUUGCAUACCAUGGACAACUUCGCGAUGAUGGAGGUGGCUUUUACAGAGGAAGUUACAAAACUGAAGAAGAAGUCAUCAAAUAUUACGGUGCAACACAAUUUGAAGUCACUGAUGCUCGUCAUGCAUUUCCUUGCUAUGAUGAACCUGGCAUUCGUGCUGAAAUGACUUUAACAAUCAUUCAUGACAAAUCAUAUUCAGCAAUAUCCAAUACAGAUGUUGUUGAACAGAUAGAAGACGAGACAGGAAAUUAUUGGAUCACAAUAUUUGCUACAACACCAAAAAUGCAGACAUAUCUGCUUGCCUUUGUUAUAUCUGACUUUGAAUACGUCAAUUCAACUGAAACUUCCAGAAUCCCACAAAGAAUUUAUGGAGUUCCAAAAGCAAUUCGUGAAGGUCAGGGAGACUUUGCUGCAAAUGUUGUUGGACAAAUUUUGGGGAAGCUGGAAGAAAUUUUGGAUGUUAAGUAUCCUUUGUCAAAAAUGGAUCAUGUAGCAUUGACAACAUUCAAUUUUGGGGCUAUGGAAAAUAUGGGAUUGAUCACUUACUUCCACAAUAGUUUACUGCUAGAUUCAAGCUUACCAAUCAACCUUAUUGAGUACGAAAAUGGAAUCAUAUCCAUAAUUUCACAUGAGUAUGCUCAUCAAUGGUUUGGAAAUAUCGUAUCGCCAAUAUGGUGGCAAUAUACAUGGCUGAAUGAAGGAUUUGCAACACUAUUUACUGAGUACAUACCACAAAUUGUUUAUCCAGAACGUGGAUCUAUGAGAAACUUCCAUACAUCUGUCAUGCCAAUGGCUUUUGCAAGUGAUGAAAUGGGUUCAUGGGCAAUGAAUCAAUAUACAGAAGAUCCAGUAAAGUUGUGGGAUAAAUUCGGUGGAAUUGGAUAUUCAAAAUCUGGCUGUGUGUUGAGAAUGUUCAUGGAAGUCAUGACUGAGCCUGUCUUUCUUAAAGGAUUAAAUUAUUAUUUGACUCAUAAUUACAUGAAAGCAGCUACACCGGCAGAACUUCAUGCUGGUCUUCAAAAAGCUUACAAUGAAGAGUAUCCAACAAAUACCUUGGAUAUUAGCGAACUCAUGUACACUUGGGAGAACCAACCUGGAUAUCCAUUAAUAUCAGUAACUGUCUCAGGAAGUGAUUUAUUAUUUUCACAACAAAGAUACCCAGAAAGUGACAAUGAAAUUUAUUCAGUUCCAUUGACAUUCGCAACUCAAUCAAAACCGGAUUUUACUGAUAAAACUCCAAAGAUAUGGUUGCGUACGCAAUCAUUACAAGUUCCACAAACAAUGAUAAGCUAUGAUCCAAACAAUUGGAUAGUCUUGAACAUCGAUCAAGUGGGCUAUUAUCGCGUUGAUUAUGACACAUCAUUGUGGCACUCAAUUAUCAAUCAAUUGUUAGUCAAUCAUUCGGUCAUUAACCCAAUUAAUCGUGCUGUAUUGCAGAAUGAACUUUAUCUUGGAUGUACUGAGUUUAAUCGUGUAAAUGCGGCUGAUGGUUUGAGACUGUUGAGCUAUUUUGGUGUUGAAACGGAGUCGAUUGUGUGGAAUGCUGCUGUGCUGACAUUAAAAGACCUGAAUGAACAUUUAUUUGGAACUGCUGUUUAUGAACAGUUCCUUGGAAUAAUUAAAGGUAUAACAAAGCCACAUUUGAAGGUAGUUGGGUAUGAUUUUAUGGAUGGUGAGGAUUUAGAGAAGUCAGAUCUGAGAUCUGUUACUAAAACUUGGAAUUGCAUGGCUCUUGAUGAUGACUGCUUCCAUAAUGAAUAUGAGAAAUUCUUGGAUUUCUUUGAAAAUCAAGAUGUAGCCAAUUUUGACUUUUGCAAUGCACUAAGGAUUGUUGAUAAAGAUAUUUUUAAGGAUCUCCUUGGACAAGUUGCUUCAAAUGAUAAAUAUCCAUAUCGUAAUCAAAUAUUAAAAAGUCUAGGAUGUUCACUAGAUCCUGAGAAUCUUGAAAAAUUAUUUGGAGAAAUUUUGAACAUAGAAAAUAUUCUGGAUAGUGAUGAAAGAGGAAGUUUGCUGCAAGAAGUUGUCAGUAAGUCUGUGCUUGGAUUGGAGAUGAGUUUGGAAUUCAUUGAGGAAAGCUAUGCAGCAUUGAGCAUUGUCCUAGAUCUGUACGAAACAAUGUACAAAAUAGCCAGCUUUAUCAAUUCAGACCCAAAAACAUCAACAUUCGUCAGUAUCAUCAACAAACUUCAAACAGAAGAUUUAAUCUCAACUGAAAAUCAGCAAAAAAUAUUAGAUAGAGUAGCCAAAAAUACCAAAUGGAUUGAAAGAAAUUACCAUGAUAUUUUAGUGCAUUUUGGACUUUUACAAACAACGACAACGACUGCAUUUACAACACUUGUUUCUGAACCACAACCGACUCAACUAUCAACAAAUAUUCCUGUAACAACACCCAAUUCAGCUUCGUCAUUUAUUUUACAGAUUAAUUUGAUUAUAAUUUGUGGGCUUCUAAGCAUAAAUUCAUAAGAAAGACUAACCCAAAUGGCAUAAGUCGGUUGAUCGAAUAGAAAUCCUGCAUCAAUUGAUUUAUUUUUAUAUUCGAUUAACUGACUUAAGCUUUUCGGGUAAUAAUCAAGCAGUUAAAGAUAAAAGAAAAGAAAUGCUGAAAAGUCUGAAAAUGGAAUUUUUUAAGGUUGACAUCAUUUUUGAACUGAAUUUAAUCUACAUUUAAUUUUAAAAUAUAGAGCCAUUUGACAGCCUCAUUUUAGGCCGAUCCCAAACAUAAACUACACUUUCCGUGACAACCUUAGUGAAAUAAACAUUUUUUAAUUUAAAUCAAUCAAUUGUAAAAUCAACAAUCGAAAGAUUAUAAAGUAAUAAUUAUUAAAUAAAGGUAA